This is a messenger RNA of Helicoverpa armigera (cotton bollworm), 1160 nucleotides long. RefSeq names its product mitochondrial carrier homolog 2 (gene Mtch). The transcript has a single exon. The record is from RefSeq and is a predicted model, not a curated record. Bases 58 to 945 code for a protein of 295 amino acids. Lineage: Eukaryota; Metazoa; Arthropoda; Insecta; Lepidoptera; Noctuidae.
UUAUGUUGUCUAUGGUAGGUCAUUUUUGAUUUCAGAAGAACUUGGUAUUGUCAUAACAUGGACGAAAUUGAAAAAGAGAAAAUAGCGGCACUGCCAUCACAAUUGCUUGUAACUACAGUAUGCCAUCCCAUGGAAUAUGCGAAAGUGCUCAUACAACUUGGUUACGAGCCCCUGCCGCCACGCCGGUCCACGACAUUAUUUGGACGCCCUGCCAUGAUAUUACCUAACGUUUUCCAAUACAUCAAGUUUAUCAAGACAUCAGAUGGAUUCUUUGGCUGCUACAGAGGCCUCUCGGCGAGAGUGCUCGGGCUGAUUGCAUCCAGUCAGCUCACUUCGAAGGUAAUCUACGCGAUGGGUAUCGACCUGCCCGAAAUCAAUGAUCCUCCUAAUAUCGUCACUGAUGAGGAGCCUAAGGUUGAAGACUAUAUAAAGCUGGGCCGUCGGGAUAUGAUAAUGCACACUGCUUCUGUCAUCGUGUCCUAUCCAUUCCAUGUUGUAUCUGUCAGGAUGAUGGCCUCAUUUAUUGGCAAGGAGGAAGAUUACAGCUCUUUGAUAGGUGCAGUCGUAACUAUCUACAGAGAUGAUGGAAUACGCGGGUUCUUCCACGGAAUUAUACCCAAGCUGCUUGGAGAUUUAACUUGUGUCGCUGUGACUGGUGUGUUGGCAUAUUAUGUGAACAAAUACCUGGUCAAAACUAAAGAUCUACGAUACUACACAGUACCACUGCUCACUUUUGUGACUAGCACUAUUACUUAUCCUUUGGUUGUGGUGUCUACUUGCAUGGCUGUUGCGGGCUGCAGCCUGAAGGCAGGCAACCCGCCUGCAAUGCCCAAGUACCCAUCUUGGCAAGCUUGCUGGAGGGACUUGCUGAGAAACAAGCAACACAAGCGAGGUUCCUCCCUAAUCUUUAGGUACUACAUUGCUCCUAUUGCAGCCAUGCAGUAGUCACACUUUACUAAUGUAUUUGCAUUUAUGUUAAUUAGCUAAGUGUUAUUCCAUGAUCACCAAAGUAGUCUCAACCUCGUAGUAGAGAAUUUAAAAAUAUGUACAAUUAACUGUGUAAAUAAUUUAGUAUAAAUGGUGUACCAUGCGGAUAUUCGUUUUGCUAGAUUGUUGAGUCAAGGUGUGGUUAUUAUUAAAUAAAUAUAUUUUAUUUCUCA